Molecule: messenger RNA, 1017 nt
Organism: Dovyalis caffra
Lineage: Eukaryota; Viridiplantae; Streptophyta; Magnoliopsida; Malpighiales; Salicaceae
Source: the annotation of a GenBank genome assembly
AUGGAGAGGAAGAUACUUGAAGGGAAGAGUGGAGAGGGAGAAGCCUUCGAAAGAAGGCCAUUGAUGGGGAAUCGCCGAGUAAAUCUGGAUAGAAAGAAAAAGACGCUUCGAGAACCUUUUGAUGCUUUCUUCUUAGGAGGAAGAGUUCAUAAAUCAAUCAUUCAUCACCACUUCUCUCUUCCGCAGAAACAACACAAUGGUGGUGAUCGAACCAGAAAAAACGAAGAGACCGUACUCGAAAACCCCGCUAGGCCUCAACAAACAUCAUCACCAUCAAAAACGACGACGGAUGCGACCAGCAGCGACACCACCACAGCAAAAGCAGCAAAAGUGAACGGAAGCGACUCCGAUGGGUUUGAAACGGCCAGCGAACGCGGAGUCAGCGACAACGAAGAAGAACAGGAAGAAGAAAAUGCCAAUAAAGAAAUCAACAGCAAAAGCACCAGUGAGGAUCAACAACAACAACAACAACAAGAUACAUCAAAACGACGGCGAAUUGAUUCAGAAGAAGCUAAUGAAGCAAAAUUGGAAGGCAAUAGAUUGUUUGGAAAUGGGCAAUAUGAGGAGGCAUUAUUACAGUAUGAUGUUGCCUUACAAGUUUCCCCACCAGACGUGCCGUCAUCCAUUGAGUUGCGUUCCAUUUGCCAUUCCAAUCGCGGCGGGAAAUAUGAGGACACAAUCAAGGAAUGCACGAAAGCAUUAGGAUUGAAUCCUUCUUACAUGAAAGCUCUUGUUAGAAGAGGAGAGGCUCAUGAAAAGCUAGAACAUUUUGAGGAGGCUAUUGCUGAUAUGAAAAAAAUCUUGGAAUUGGAUCCUUCAAAUGACCAAGCUAAGAAAACCAUUCGCCGCUUGGAGCCACUUGCUGCAGAAAAGCGAGAAAAGAUGAAGGAAGAGAUGAUUGGAAAGCUGAAAGACAUGGGAAACUCUUUGCUGGGCCGCUUUGGCAUGAGCAUUGACAAUUUCAAAGCUGUUCAAGAUCCAAAUACUGGUUCUUAUUCCCUUUCAUUCCAACGUUAA